GGCACAAGCCAACCAAACCUUUACAUUGGUACAACACAAGACAAGGUGGCAGUGGUGACUGGUGGGUGAAGCAGAAGCACACCACAUGAAACGCCAAACCAAAUUCAACACCGCCCUUUAAUUCUUUUCAGAACCCCACUGCGCAAGUUCGCUUCUUUUUUCGAUUAAACCCUUGCCCUCUUCUCCAAGCAAUCACACCCUCUUCCUCUUUCUGCUCCUCUGCGUGAACCCCUUUUCGCCUCUUCACUCUUUGCCACCCAAAGUCUCUACCUUUAUCGGUUUAAUCGUCUUAUAACCUCCCUACAAUGUACCCCCUGUCCCUUCUUUCGUCUAAUUCCUCAAUUUCAGUCACUGGGUGGUGCUUAGUUUUAGCAUAUGGCUGAGGAUGUUUGACUUGUGUUUCUCACUUGUUUGAUUCUUUAGUCAUUUUUUCCCUUUUAAUCCUUCAGUUUUUCUACCUUAUAUACCUGGCUUGCUGCGCCUUCCUAUUAUUCUCUCUGGGUUAUUGGAGGGUUUAUUAAAUUUAAGCAGAUUGUCUGAAGGUGUUUUUGUGGUUCAAUUUAUGACUAAUUGGAUUAGACACUAGGUUAGUGGUUACAUAGAUCAGGGAAUUCGUGUAAUAUAAUAUAAUUUUUUGUUGUAUUCCGUGUCUUUGAUUCUGAAAUAUUCAUUCCGUUGUCCCUUUUUUGACGAAGCAAAUUGCUUCCUGUGAGAAGAACUUGAGACUGAAAUCAACCCUUUAUUGUUUGAGGGCGCUGAGGGGUUAAAUGCAGAUAUUGUUUCCCAUUGAAGUUUCCUCAUCAUUACCAAGCGUACAGUGAAUUUUUGUACAUUUGUACAUUGAGAAAGAGUGAACAGGGAUGUGUGAGAGGAAUUGUCUGAUAAUUUAGACAUUUAAAGUGAAGCACAAAUUAGUUAGAUCCUGGAGAAGAUUGAUGUAUUUGAUAUGAAGAAUGGGAGGAGGUGAUCAUUCAUUGGCACCGCAAUGGUUGAAAAGCAGUGGAAAUGACAGUAGAGUGACUGAUACAAACAACCAAUUCACAUCACCAUACUCUGAUCAUAUGACUUAUACCAGUCGUCAACGGAAUCCUAGCCUCUCAAGGUCAUAUAGUAGUUCUGAGAGAAGCUGGACUGAUAUGGAUGGGGAGAAAGAUAUUGACAAUGACGGCCUGACCUCAGCAUCAGUUGGAAUCAGAAGCAAGGCUAUGAUGAUGCAUCAGUCUAAUAUUUCUUCAAGCACAUCUUCUAUGGGCCUCAGUAUGGCUGAGACAUUGGCUCAAAGUCCACAUCACUCUUAUUCACCAUCCAAAGUAUCUGCUAGUACUCAAAAGCUUGAAGAGUUGGCCCUCAAGCAAUCUAGGUUAUUAAUCCCAGUGACACCAUCCACACCUAGAUCCCUGGCGGCUAGCUCUUUGGAAAAAUCAAAGGCCAAGACAGGGCGACACCAGUAUCCCUUCUACUCGCGGCGGUCCGGUCAUUCAUUGCAGGGUGCUCAUCCAAACUCAGAUAUGCAGAAAAUUAGUUCUGUUAAUUCCCAUAAUUUCAGUGCUUCAAGAGAGUUGAAUGGUGUCUCUUCAGUAGUAAAGGACAACUUAAGUUCCAAUAGUAGAUCAUUGGCCACCCCAGUUACUAGAUCCACUUCUAUAGCUGCUGCCUCUAGAAGCUUAGGUAACAACAAUUCAACCCCUUCUUCAUGGAUAACAUUGGAGAAGAAAACAACUUUUCCUACCCAGAGCAGGAAUGAUUUCUUCAAGAAUCUUUCAAGGAAGAGUUCCUUGGAAAACCCUUCUUCUGACAUGUCUUGUUCCUCGGAGAAGUCUGAAGCCAGCACAACAAAUGUCUCUAGUUGUCCCAUUCUGAAACCUAGAGAAGCUUCUUCAGUGGAUUCCUCUUCUCUGAACAUGGUGAGUGACUCCAGCUCCAUGAUUACAGUGAAUGACAAUGCUGCCAAUGAACCUCUGAAACCUUCAAGCAGUGGAGAGAAUCAGCAUAUCAGCAAUCCAUUUCAUUUUACAGAAGAGGAAGAGAUGGCAUUUUUACGUUCACUUGGGUGGCAGGAAAGUGUUGGAGAUGAUGAAGGCCUCACUGAAGAGGAGAUACAAGACUUCAAUCAAAAGCACAUGAAGUUACAGCCAUGACCAAUUAUUCUGCAACAUGUACUGCUACUUGAUUCCAUUACUGGAGGAUUAGGUGGAACUCAACAAGUAAAUUAUGUUUACAAAUUAGAAGUUUUUCUAAUUUUUACUGUUAUUUGUUAAAGAUACAAACUCUGCUACAGGUUUUAGUUGGAGAAUAGAACUAGUAGCUAGUAGGAGGACAAUAAAAUGGUUCACCAUACUUCAUUAUCAUUAGAAAUAGAAAAAGGGCAAGAAAUUAGUUGAUUUUGUU
Messenger RNA from Vigna unguiculata (cowpea), 2388 nucleotides. RefSeq lists its product as uncharacterized. The record is from RefSeq and is a predicted model, not a curated record. NCBI's taxonomy places the organism in Eukaryota, Viridiplantae, Streptophyta, Magnoliopsida, Fabales, Fabaceae.